Colletotrichum karsti is the source of this 480-nucleotide messenger RNA. RefSeq lists its product as uncharacterized. Gene Ontology annotation, molecular function: transmembrane protein transporter activity. The transcript is spliced from 6 exons. NCBI's taxonomy places the organism in Eukaryota, Fungi, Ascomycota, Sordariomycetes, Glomerellales, Glomerellaceae. The coding region runs from base 1 to 480 and encodes 159 amino acids. Gene Ontology annotation, cellular component: mitochondrial inner membrane; TIM23 mitochondrial import inner membrane translocase complex. The record is from RefSeq and is a predicted model, not a curated record. Gene Ontology annotation, biological process: protein import into mitochondrial matrix.
AUGGAUCACACUCGCGACCCCUGCCCCUGGGUUAUUCUCAAUGGUGGCACGAUCUGGCAUGGAGUGAAGGGUUUUAGAAACAGCCCCUAUGGAGAGCGUCGCAUUGGUGCCAUCACCGCCAUCAAGAUGCGUGCGCCAGUUCUGGGUGGAAACUUUGGAGUCUGCACAUUCGACUGCUCUGUGAAGGGCAUCAGGCAAAAAGAAGAUCCGUGGAAUGCCAUUAUCGCUGGUUUCUUCACGGGAGGCAGUCUCGCGAUCCGUGGCGGGUACAAGGCGGCGAGAAACGGUGCCAUCGGCUGUGCGGUCCUCCUCGCCGUGAUUGAGGGUGUGGGUAUUGGUUUCCAGAAGAUGUUUGCAGGCUCAACCAAGUUGGAGGUCAGUUUUGCCCCCUUUCUCCAGGAGCGCUCUGCGCGAGCCAUCAUUAACUUUCAACCACUCCAGAUGCCUCAGCCUCCUCCCCAAGACGGCGCCAUGGUGUAA